Nasonia vitripennis (jewel wasp) is the source of this 2231-nucleotide messenger RNA. RefSeq lists its product as uncharacterized. The transcript has 2 exons. The record is from RefSeq and is a predicted model, not a curated record. Bases 1128 to 1862 code for a protein of 244 amino acids. Lineage: Eukaryota; Metazoa; Arthropoda; Insecta; Hymenoptera; Pteromalidae.
CAUCAAAAUGGGUGACAGUGACAAGUUUGUUAAAAAAAAGUUGUCAUUAAAUAGACAGCGAGUUAGGAAUCAUCGUACAAAAAUGAAAAUGGCAAAGGAGGCUGAAAAUAGUGGCAAUAAUCUAGUAGUAGAACAUGAAUUACCGCUUGCACCAAAAAUACAACAUUUAGAAGACAAAACAGAAAAAAAUCAAGGAAACCGAUGUGAAAUUAUACAAGAACCACUUUUUCCUGAUCAAAGCAAAACAGUUGCUGAGAGUACAUCAAUUGUUGACGAUAAUGAACCUGCAAUUAGCAAUCAUGAACGAUUUUCAUCUGAUGAAAGUAGCAGCGACAGUGAUGGUGCAGAUGAAUGUGAAAGUGAAACUGAUAACAAGUACGAAGAGACGCCUUUUGUGAGAAAUUUGAAAAUAUGGUACUUCAAUCAUAUAAUUUCUCAAACUCACUUGGACAAACUUUUAAAAACUCUCAAGCCAUACCACCCAAAACUUCCUGAAUGUUCUAAAACUUUUUUAAAAGUAUCUGCUGUUGAUAAAUGCUAUGAGAUUACAAAAUUUUAAGAAAGUGAUCCUACAAAUGAUUCACAAAUAGUGUAUAUAGGUAUAGCGAAAAAUCUAAGAAGAAAUGUGAACAUAAAUUUACAUAAUGAACUUGUACUUGUGUUACAAUUCAAUGUAGAUGGUCUACCGCUCUUUCACUCCAGUAACGUUGAAUUUUGGCUUCUCUUGGGGAGAAUUGAAAGCAAGGAUGUACUGUAUGAACCAUUUAUUAUUACGGUUCAUAGUGGAAAGGGCAAACCCACCUGUGUCAAGGCUUAUUUAAACGAAUUUAUUGAAGAAAUAAAUAGUCUUUUAAAAGAUGGCAUUGAUAUAGAUUGUAAACACUUUGACAUCCAAGUGAAGUGCUUCAUUUGUGACAGGCCUGCCCGGACAUUUGUUAAGUGCAUCAAAGGACACACUGGAUUUUAUGCGUGUGAAAGAUGCCAUGUCAAGGGAUACAAAGAGAAUAAUCGUAUGCUGUACCCAGUUGAAGAUGUAACAGAGAACUGAUGCUUCAUUUAGAACACUGGAAAACAACGAACAUCAUCAUGACAUAUCUCCUUUGACUUUAAUCAAACCAAACAUUGACAUGGUCAAUAGUUUUGUUCUUGAUUUCAUGCACUUGGGCUACUUAAGUGUAAUGAAAAAAAUAUUGACAGAGUACUGGAUAAAAAGUACAAAGAAAAUGUGCACCAGACAAAAUGUCUUGCAAAUUUCUCAACGAUUGACAAAUCUCUCCAAAGCAGUUCCAAUUGAGUUUCUGAGAACAACAAGAUCACUUGGAGAAACAGGAAAAUGGAAAGCCACCGAAUACAGGUUCUUUUUACUAUACGCUGGUAUGUUUAUAAUGAAAGGAAUCUUAUCAGAAGACUUGUACAAGCAUUUUUUACUGUUGGUUAUGGCUUGUCGCAUUCUUUGCUGCAAAAAAUCUUGUCAGCAAUAUGCAGACCAUGCAGAAGUAUAUUUGAAACAUUUUGUUCUGUUAUCUAUGAAAUUAUAUGGAAACGAAACAUUAGUUUUAAUUAGAAGUGGCAACAAACCUUUGGAACAGUUAUGUCGAAGACUUCAACAAGAAGAGCUGUAUACGAAACCAAAGGUAAUGAGAUUAGGAUUAUGUCAAAUACAUAAAAAGAAAACACUGAAAGAUAAAGUAAAAAUUAAAAGCAUUCAAUUUCGUAACUGCCAAGUAACUACAAAGACUCCAAAUAAUUAUGUUUUAUUAAAGAAUGGUACGAUAGUUGAAGUUUUUCAAAUUUAUUCUAAUGAAGAAACAGAAGAUUUGAAAAAAAAUCAUCAUCAGAGGAAGAUUAAUAGAAAUUAUUAGACCUGCUUUACAGUAUCCAUCCGAUUCAAGCGUCAUUGAUAUGUUUGAAGUAAAAUCAACGAGUACAGCAGAAAUAAUUGAAGCUUUAUUAAACGAUGUUAAGUGUAAGAUGGUAUUCUUAACCAUUUUUGAAUUACCACAAGAUGAACGGGUGUCAUAUGCUGUCCCACUGCUACAUAAUUAUUGAUAAUGCUAUGCAGCAAGCUUACAAUACUCAAAACCCUGAAGUCAUCACACCAAAAGGUUUAUUAUCAAUAAUAGGAACUGUAAUAAAUAAUGCUCCGGACUGGAAUGGUGGUCGUGCGGAAAGAAUGAGAAGAGCCUUAAAAAAUGAAAAAACUGUUCUACUUUACUUUUUUAGAAACCAUU